GGGCUGGGAGCGGGGCGCUGAGAAGAAGCGGCCCCCGGGUGGGCUCCGCGGGGAGGCACCGCCGCCAUUUCCCCAGUCCCCCCCCCCCCGCGGGGGUCCCGCUGCCGCCGCCCGCUGCGGCACCGGCUCGCCCGGCCACAGCCGCGGUGCUCCGGGGCGUCGCCGCUGCCCGGUACCGGCGGCAUCGGGCUCGGCCUUCCCCUCAGCUCCCGGCCCGCGAUGGGGGCCGCCGACUGGUGCAGGAGCUCGGCGGGCGCUGCCCUCGUCCUGGCCACCUCCAGCGACCCGGAGCACCCCGCCGAGAACAUGGCGGACGGAAGUUCUGAAACAUUCUGGACGACGACAGGAAUGUUCCCGCAGGAAUUCAUUAUUGGUUUUCCUAAAUGUGUAAAAAUCAGCAAAGUCACAAUCCAGUGUUAUUUGGUGCGGACCUUGAGAAUUGAAAGAAGCAUAUCUAAAGACCCAGUAGAUUUUGAACAGUGCAUUGAAAAAGAUUUGCAACACACAGAAGGACAGCUUCAAAUGGAAGAAUUUCCACUUCCUGAUUUCCCAGCCACUUACUUGCGGUUCAUCAUCAAGUCUGCCUUUGAUCAUUUUGUAUCAGUGCACAGGGUGAUGGCAGAGGGCACAGCAGAAAAUACUUAAGUCCAGCUUAAGAAAAUGCAGAAAUCCAUUGAAAGCAUGAACACCUGUGGUGCAUGACUGAGAAGUCUGCAGCUUCCUCUCGGCUCAGCUAGAGCGGACACCUCUGAAAAAAGUCAGGACAUGUCCAGUUGGUUCGUUAACAGAAUUAAGAAUCUGUGCUUAGAUGUCCUUAAUUAUAGUAACAGCUUUCUAGCUUUAUAAUCUGGAGUGUUAUCGAGAAUACUUGAACAUAGCUAAGUCCGUUUAAAUCAUUGUGUUUAGGUCAGGCUUUCUUAAUAUAUGAAUUAAAACCCAGUUUCCUGUGAGAUGUUUCCCUUGCACCCUGAGUUGAAUAGAAAAAAAUGUCAAAUACUUAAAUGGGAGGCAUUACUUCUUACUCUCAAAGAAGUUCUUCAAAAGUUAUAAAAUUGGAAACCUCAUUAACUCAAAAGAAACUGUGCAAGAAUAAUAGGAUGUAUAUAAACUUCUACUAAUACUUAUAAAUAACCGGUGGGGAAAAAGAAGCUGGAGUCGUACGAUGCUCUGAUGGUGUUUUAAUAAUUGCAGAUCGAUCCUUUGUUUCUAUAAAUAUUUUCUAAAAUCAGGUCACAGCUGUCUGUGCUUUAAGCUAUGACUGUCAUAACAAAUAUUAAUAGAAACAAAUGUUAAUAGAGAUUGUCUUAUUCAGAAGCCUUCUGAAGUCUGUGGAAGUGAACAUUUAAGAAAAUCAGAUGUGUACAAGAGAAACUUAUUAAUGUGAAAUUGGUUGUUUUGCAUGCCAGUUGACUUUCACAAAUGUCACCACCCCUGAGGUUUAUCCUGCAUGAUAUUUCUUAGGAAUGUAAAUGUCGAUAUCCAGUCCUAAUAGCUCAGCUACUGUUCGUUACUGCUUGUGGUAUAAGUGCAGUAAGACACUAGAACGCGAUAGACGAGGUCGUACCAAUGAGACUUGAAAACCUCCAGACAACUAGAUGAUGAACCACACUGUAAAUGCUCUUUAGAUGCACACUCUCUCUCUAGGUGUUCUGUUAUUUUUAAAUUGUCUUUUUUUUUAAUUUUAACAGUUAUGUCCAUGAAAACUUAUUCACUGAGCUUUGUUACCCAGCUAGUCUUUACUCUGAAGUCCUCUUCUUUCUUUUUCUAUUUCAGUUUUUCCAGGAUGGUGCGUAUUUCCUGGGGGUGAUAGUUCCAAGGCCCCACUCCUCCCUGCAAAGGCAAUAAAAUUAUACAGUAAUGCUCAAAUACACAGAGCAGAAGUCCUUCAGAGCACAGCAGUUAAAUCAGAGCUGUGGGUAGGUGUGCUUGGGUUUCUUUUGCUUGGCAGCUGUCGCAUGGGAGAUGGUGUGUGCACAGGUCACACCCCGCUGUGUAGCUGGGGCAGGGCCAAUGCUGGGAUCCUGGAGCUGGGGAGUGUUCCUGGAUCUCACAGCUUAGAUGUAGCUAGGUUUUCUAAUGAGCCAUGGGAUAAAUAUUUGAGCAGGACUGAGGUGUACGUCAAAUAUGUACGCUGUAAAGGCCCAGACUGGUUUUACUGCAAGUCCUUUUCUUUUUUUCCACGGUUACAGUGAAUUGUGAAAUUAGCAACUAUGAAAUAGAAUGAAAUACUCGCAUAAAAUGUAAAACAUUCUUAUUUUAAAAGUUGAGAAUCUCCAUGUAUUGUGCCCAUUAUUGUUGAUGGGUUUUACCUUGUAGAUAACCUUCCCCUCUUGAAGUAGAUACAGUCUUUCUGGCAGUGCAGCAUAUUUCGAACUGCUGAGGUUUUCCAUAGUGUCUAAAACCACUGGACAUAAAGGAUUAUUUUUCUGAAGAAAUUGUGCUGCAAUUUUUCGAUCUUCAAGGCUUCUGUGAUUUUUAAUAACGAUAUUGUUUUUAAAAGCCCAUCCAUCUGAAACAAAUGAGAAAGGUAUUUAGCAAGGGACAUUUUGAGUAGACAGUUGGGGUGGAGAUGUACUGUGUGGCAUGUACCAAAACUGUGUUAAAAGAAUAUUGCAAUUUACUCCUAAAAUUAAUGAAAUUAAGGUCCCCUUUAGAGUAGGAGAACACUACAGCUUUGCAAAUAAGUAAUCACAUGGGUUUUUUUGUUUGUUUGUUUGUUUGUUUUCCCACUUUAAUUUGAACAAACUGCAUUUCUUCCUUGCCCUGGAUUCAGAAAUACUUGAUGUAUUUUAGCUGAAAUUUUCCCACAUAAAUCAAGCCUGGAAGGAUACCAGGUGUGGGAGAUGCAUCCCAUUCAGAUAAAGUUUGCCAAAAUUAUUGGUGCAGAGAAGGAGAUUUUUAAAUUACAAGCUGAUUAUCAGCUGUUAGCUGAUACCUGUUCAUUUAGCAGUCUCAGCAGUAGUGCUGUUCAUUCAGCUUGAUUCUACUCGUUAAGCUUAUAAAAUUAAUUUUAGAUCUGAUAACUGAAAUAUACGAGAGAGGAGGCCCCUCCUUGUUUUUUAGAAAUAUGCAAAUAAACAUUUGCAUAUAACUUCCUUGGAAAGGGGAAACAAGUAAAAGAUUUUGGUGGCUUGGCUGUCUGUUUCUCAAGAACUGUACAUGAUGUAAUGUUAGAAAACUUGAAAACUGUAAACGUUGCAUUUUAGAAAACCACCUUAACCCGGGGAUAAAAAUCUCUGCCAACAUGUUACUUAGUCCAGUGUAGAUAAAAGAGUGUGUGCAGUUUGUUUGCUAUUUUUUAAUUAAAAUCUGUAUCCUGUUCUU
Messenger RNA from Cygnus olor (mute swan), 3324 nucleotides. RefSeq names its product heat shock protein family B (small) member 11 (gene IFT25). Gene Ontology annotation, biological process: intraciliary transport. Lineage: Eukaryota; Metazoa; Chordata; Aves; Anseriformes; Anatidae. The transcript is spliced from 6 exons. The coding region runs from base 220 to 645 and encodes 141 amino acids. Gene Ontology annotation, cellular component: cilium; centrosome; intraciliary transport particle B. The record is from RefSeq and is a predicted model, not a curated record.